AUGUUACCCAUUGAGGUAAAUUUAAAUGAAAUUGUAUCACAUCUCAGGGAAAUUUGGCCUGCUUGCCUUUGCCACAGCAUAAUUCCAUUGCUCAUAACCGCUGGAUUAAUAAUUCCAUUCACCACGGGCUCCUGCAGCGACGACAAGUGUCCCGUCUCAUUCCACUUCAUUAUUGGAAGGAACAUGGUGGAUGGGCACGCCCUAGUUGGUCACGUGUUUGCAAAUGUCUCAGUGACCAAAGUGAUGGAAUGUUACAGAGCAUGCCAACCAAACUGUCGUUGUAUCUCUUUCAACUUUUUGAAAUAUUCCAACCAGGAUAACUGUCAACUGAAUGAGGAAAACCGACACCUAAAGCCCGGUGCCUUGAUGGCAAAGGAAGACUCUCAGUACUACGAUCUGGUAGUUCGCUACAACAUUGCGGUGAGAAAUGAUGUUUAACCGGCAUGAACAGCUUCUUUUCAAAAUAUGAGAGUAUUUUCAAAAGUUUCCAGUCAGGAUUUUGUUCUUAUUAAAAUUCUCAGUCAUACCAUAAAUCAGGUUCGUAUAUGACAAGCGUAUACUGCAUAUGAAUUAUCAGAGAGAGUCUUAUUCUGUUAAUCCAUGCUAAAAAAUCAUAUUAACUGAUUUCUUGUCUCAGAGCAAGUCUGCAGUUUCAGCAUCGUCCGGAUGCACUCAGUGUUCCAACAGUUGUUGCAAAGAUCAACCGUGUCUCAAUGGAGGAACUUGUCGAGAAAACUGUCAGGAGACCGGAAAACGAUUCAUCUGCGACUGUUCGGGAUUUAUUGGCCAGAUCUGUGAGCAGGGUAAAACAAUUUUGAUCAAUAAUGCAACUACAGUCUCACAUUCUGUGAGCUAUCUUUUUCAUGCUGCAAAUUAAUCGAGUCUUAAAUCAAUCGAAAGGUUCCCAGUCCUUUCUGCAAUCUCUCUGAUAGACGAGCAGAUGACUGAUAGUUGCGUAUAAUUAAAUAAUGACUCUUAACGGACUAUUUAACCUUACUCAUUCAUAUACCAAUUUGAAAUGCGGUUCACGUUUAGAGUGUCAGGGCGCCCUUGGCAUGGAGAGCCGAACAAUAACUGACGGACAAAUAAGCGCCUCUACUAUAUGGAAUUCCCGUCAUUUUGCCUCUAACGCCAGACUUCACAAUCAAGCAAGCGCAAAUAGCGGCGGGGUCUGGGAACCAUCAAAGAAAAACGCUAAUCAGUGGCUUCAGAUCGAUUUGGUCACGCAACUCAGCGUGACACGCGUGGCAACACAAGGAAGACCAGAUGGUCCGCAUUGGGUGACUAAAUAUCAUUUACAGUAUAGUAACAACGGGUCGACCUUCCAGUUGCACAGAGAGCGAGGAAAACAUUCUAGCAAGGUUAGUUAUUGAGCAGAUAUUUGGACUUGCAGUUUAUUUUUCACGCGUUAUGUGGUAGGUUAAUGCGAAAGUUUUUGUUCAGCCAAUCACCGCUUCAUUAUCUGCAAACCUGUUUGAGAUUAUAAUUAAUUUGCGUUAGCUUAAGAGUCUGCUUUGGUCAAAGUAUGGUUAAGUAAUUGAAUUUCCAAUACAGACUCCAAAACAGUGCGAUACAUGUUUCAUUAAAUCAGUUUCGAUCAAAAGAUGAAACGAAACGAAAGCCUCACACAUGUAUAAGGUCAACAAGAGCUAUUGUUACUAUAAUAACAAUUUUUUCAUGGCAUCACUAUAUUCUUUAAGGAAUAUUCAGGAAACAGCGACAGUACAUCUGUGGUGUCACAUGACCUGAUUCCACCAAUCAUGGCGCGUUACAUUCGUUUCCGCCCAUUGGCUUGGCACUGGCAGAUAGCCAUGAGAGUGGAGCUGUAUGGUUGUCAUGGUAAUAGAGACUUUUGUUUUAACAAGCCUUCCUAGUCGAAUCAAGAGAGCAUCAUGGUCUCUUUUCGAAACUUUACGUUCUUCAGUAAAGUUAUCACAUGUUGUGAUUCUGCGUACAACAGAUCUUUUUUCCAGAAUUUUCACUGUCAUCAGUAUCGUUUUAUUUUGUAAGUAGGUGAGUCGAUGUUCUCUUGAAUAGAUCUGAAAAGAAUGUAUUUUACCCCGCCAUUACUUCAGCUAAAGCCACACAUACAAUUGCAUGGUUACACCUUGAGUUCUAUACACCAACUGUAUAUUGACAAUAACGAUUUCGACUCGUUCGACGUUUAGAUUGUCACCGCGCCCUCGGUAUGGAAAGCCGUGCAAUCCUUGACGGUCAAAUUAGUGCCUCGUCACAGUAUAGUAUAAACCACGCCGCUGUUUACGCCAGACUCCACAAUAAAGCAAUUCAAAAUGUACACGAAGAGGCCUGGGAACCAUUAACAUCAGACGCAAAUCAGUGGCUCCAGAUUGAUUUGGUGACGCAACACGGCGUGACUCGCGUGGCAACUCAAGGAAGAUACAGGAUUAAUCACUGGGUGACAAAAUAUAAUCUGCUGUACAGUAGCGACGGGUCGACCUUCCAGUACUACAAAGAGCGAGGACAAAGUAUAACGGUUAGUCAUUGUGCUUAAUGGUCUGUACAUGAAGUUGGUUUUGAAAAUAUAUUUAGAUACUUUGAAAUGGAUGGUUAUUAAACAGCUGGCAGCCGUGGGCAAUAUGAAAAAAGUGGGCAAUAAGAAAAAGAAAAUUUGUCUCGGUCCAUGGAAAUGCCCAAAAAAACAGGAGCUCGGCCAAUACCAAGCCAUGUUGACCACAGACUUGGUCAAUAACGUAUAUAUGUUGUUUAAAGGAAUUAUCUGGAAACACAGAUGGUACAACUGUGGUGUCCCAUGACCUUAUUCCCCCAAUCAUGGCGCGUUGCAUUCGUUUCCGACCAUUGACUUGGCACGUGUGGAUAGCCAUGAGAGUGGAGCUGUAUGGUUGCCAAGGUAUUUUAGAAUCUUUAAAGGCCGUAAUAUCGUGUAAUUCUGCCUAA
Pocillopora meandrina is the source of this 2916-nucleotide messenger RNA. The record is from the annotation of a GenBank genome assembly. Lineage: Eukaryota; Metazoa; Cnidaria; Anthozoa; Scleractinia; Pocilloporidae.